AUGGAAACCCCCAGUACUCGAACAGUACAAGCGUUGCGCUUCUACAAGAAAGGACAGAUCCAACUGGAACAAGUCCCGACGCUGUCGUGUGGUCCUGACGAAGUCCGCCUCAAAGUCGCAUACUGCGGUAUCUGCGGAAGUGACAUUCAUGAAUUCCUCGGCGGGCCAAUCUUCCCACCACCCCAUGGCGAGAUCCAUCCCUUUACGGGGGUCAAGCUACCAGUCACCAUGGGGCAUGAAUUCUCUGGGACUAUCAUUCAGGUCGGUUCCGGCGUGAACAACUUAAAGCUGGGCCAGAAUGUGACUGUCAACCCUUGUCUGGACCACCGACACUACCAGGCAGAGCUUUGCGGCAUGUGUAAGAAAGGGAGGUACAACACCUGCGACGCCAUGACGACGUAUGGGCUUAACGCUCCUGGAGGCGGCUUCUGCGAAGAGACUGCAGUCAAGGCGAUGAACUGCUUUGUUCUACCUCCUGGCGUCAGCUUGAAGGCGGGUGCGUUGGCAGAGCCGCUCGCUGUCGCGCAUCACUGCGUCGAUAUCUCUGGCUUCCAAUCGGGCCAGACGGCCCUUAUCUGCGGCGCCGGUCCUAUUGGCCUUGCCCUUACUAUCACCCUUCGCGCGAUGGGCGCAGCAAAGAUCAUCGUUACUGAGGUCACGGAGUUACGGAUGGCACAAGCUAAGAAAUUUGGCGCAGACGUUGUCAUAAACCCCCUACAGAAGGUCGAUGGCAAUGAAACCCCCUAUACUGACCCUGUCUUGGCUGCCAUAUACGACGUCACCGUUGACGGGGUAGAUGUGGCCUUCGAUGCGACUGGAUUGCAGUCUACGCUGGACUUAGCUAUUGCUGGUGUCCGGACCGGGGGGACCAUCUUCAACGUCGCUAUUCACGAGAAGCCUCUCCUUCUGAACCUUAACAACCUAGCUCAAAAGGAAAAGAAACUGAUGGGCGGCAUUUGUUAUACCAAUGGGGACUUUGAGGCUGUGCUCCGCACUAUAGCUGAGGGCAAGAUCGACGUGGAGCAGAUGAUCACAUCUAUUGUCCCUUUGUCGAACGUGGUGGAUGGGGGUUUUAACGAACUGAUUAGUAAUAAAUCAGCCCACGUGAAGAUUCUAAUUCAGCCAGGUCAGUAA
Molecule: messenger RNA, 1134 nt
Organism: Ilyonectria robusta
Lineage: Eukaryota; Fungi; Ascomycota; Sordariomycetes; Hypocreales; Nectriaceae
Product: chaperonin 10-like protein
Exons: 2
Coding region: 1-1134 (377 amino acids)
Biological process (GO): butanediol biosynthetic process
Cellular component (GO): cytoplasm
Molecular function (GO): zinc ion binding; (R,R)-butanediol dehydrogenase activity
Source: RefSeq, a predicted model, not a curated record